AUGGACGGUAGUGUAGAUUCAAACCAAGCUCAGCCGUUGGUAACUGUUGGAAGUCUGUACCGGUUAGGCCGCAAACUGGGCAGCGGAUCCUUUGGAAAAAUCUACUAUGCAAUCAACUCGCAGAACGGACAAGAAGUGGCCGUGAAGACUGAAGAGCAAAGUGGUCGUCAUCCGAUGCUGCUCUAUGAAGCCAAACUUUUGAAGCACCUCGAAGGAGGACAAGGUAUUGCACAUGUCCACUACUCGGGAAGUGAAGGUGGUUUCAAUGUCAUGGUCAUGGAUCUCCUUGGUCCAUCUUUGGAGGAUCUCUUCAGCAGCUGCCAGCGGAAAUUUUCCGUGAAGAGUCUCAUGCAGCUUGCGGACCAGAUGAUCACCAGACUCGAGUAUCUUCAUUCCAAGGACUUCAUCCACCGGGAUUUGAAACCCGACAACUUCACGAUUGGAUUGGGCAGCGCUUCCAACUUGGUGUAUUUGAUUGAUUUCGGGCUAGCAAAGCGCUUCUGCGACUCUAAGGGCAAACACAACCCAAUCUGUCAACGCAAAAGCUUGACGGGGACAGCCCGAUACGCAUCAGUCAAUGCCCACAAGGGAUUAGAACAGAGCCGUCGCGAUGACAUGGAGGCGCUGGGCUACAUCCUACUCUACUUCAGCCGUGGUGUUCUGCCAUGGCAGGGCCUGCAGGCAGAGACAAAGGAAAAGAAGUACCAGAAAAUCAUGGAGGUCAAGCAAUCGACAAGUCUAGAGACUCUCUGUGAUGGUGCCCCUGUUCCACUUGCAACUUAUGUUAAGUAUUGUCAGUCGCUGGACUUUACAGAGCGCCCAGACUACUCCUUCCUGAAGCGCCUCUUUAAGGACUAUAUGAAAGACGCAGGCAUGCAACACGACAAUGUGUUCGAGUGGUCUGAACGGGAAGUCGGUGUUCGAUUUACUGCCUCGGAAGGCGGUGUGAGGCAGAGGCGCUCAAGACGAGGUGCAUCAGGACGCGAAGUAUCAAAUUCGGCUGCCUUUCAGACUGAAGGACGUACGAGCAUUAGAACUUUCAGCAGAUUUACAUCGCCUCGCGACACAAAAGAGUUUGUCACAGAUGGCAAAGGUUCCACCCCACCAUUUCCUGGCGCGAAGGGCGACGAAAAGACUCGAAGUCGUCCCGGCUUGUGUCUUACAUUCGGCCAAAAAUGGCGCAGCAUAGAGCUAUGCCGUUCUGACCGUAUCAUUAGAAAUGAGGAGUCUAAGGCACGAAGGGACCAGCCGAAGAAGUCAUUGAGCUCGGCGGUCCAGGUCCCUCAGGGACAGGAGUUGCAGGACUGGACGCUUCAUCAGGUGACCAUUGCCGGUCACGGGUGCGUCCGGGGGAACUUGACCAUUGGCAGCGUGAGGCAGCUUGGCUCAGACCAUGGCGCUGGCGAUGACAAUGCCAUGUUAAGUCGGGAGAGUGUCCCUUUGCACGAUGAAAUUCCCGUGUUUGCUGAAUUGGCAGCUAUCCGAGUAUCGAAUGAGAAAGUUGAGCCCUGGCAAGAUGACUUGUACAUGCCAGCUAUUGUGCGGCCCCAGUCGCGACAGCCGCCGCAACCACCAUCAAGGCACCUUGAUCACCACGUUGCAUGGCAUGGAGCCAGCGAGGAGUUGGCCAGGAAGACUCUGCUGGGUUCAGCAGACAUGCGCUUGUGGGUGGUUCAGCAGGACCCAGUUGUAGUGGCAGCUCCGGAGACGCCAGUGUCUCCAUCCUCACCAAGCAAACUCCUCUACAAUCUGAGCUCAGCCCUGGACAAAGCAGACUGCUCAGCGAUAUCGGAAGGUGAAGCCGACACCAUGAAAGCCGACGUUGUGAUUUCAAUUGCGAAACGUAAGCAGAGGGUGAAAGCUUUUUUGUGCCACAAGCACAUCUUGAGCCGUGCGUCGCUGACCUUGCGCUACAGAAUCAAAACUGCCGAAGCUGCACUGCAAGCAAAGGGCCUAAGGCCUUUGCCCCAGUUCGAGCCAAGAGAGGAAGCGGCCGAAGGAAGGCAAAAGGAAAGGGCUCAAAAAGUUGCAAGACCACCAAGGAAAUUUCAGCCACAGAAGCUGCGUGUGUCGCGGCCGUCCAUUUUGGAAUUCAAAUUGAGUAUUCGUGAAGAUCCAAGUGCUUUUGCUGAUAUCUUGGCGCUGCUGUACGGGAUGCCCCUGAAGGUGACGCACGGGGAAAUGAAGAGGUGGUGUACGAAACGUUGGUGGCCAGCACUUGCCUUGUCCAAAGAACUCCAACUUCCUGAUAUUGAAGCAGGUCUCAGGAAAAUGAUUCUGGAUUUGCCCAACCAAGUUCCACUUGACAUGACGUGGGCAUUGCUGUCAUUGGCCCAUGCGCACAACCUGAAAGAGGAGACGCAUCACUGCUCAGAGGUCUUGGCACGACAUAGUGCCAAGUGUCGCUUGGCAACCUUGCCCGUCUUGCAUGCACUUCAUGUGGAUGCUUUGACCCAUUUACUUUGCAGUGAUGCCUGGAUUGUUUCGAUGGAAGCCGAACUUUUCUCACCUCUCCAGACUUGGUUGAAGGGGCAGCCGUGGGUCAACUGGGCCAAGAGGGACAGGGACAAGGAGAAGGUCGUGGCUCCCCCGGAGGUUUUUGCAGCCUCCGCCAAGUGGGGUAUCCGCUGGGGUCAUGUGCAUGCCAAGUUGAUGGAGAAGUUGAUGAGCAAUUCAAUUGUCCCGGAAACACUGGCGAGUGACAUUGACAGGUGGCGCUCCUCUGCAGGAGUUGUUUUGCCUCCAUUGCCCCUUGAAUUUGCCCAAGAUGACCGGAGAAGCAGUCAAAAGGAGGCUGAAAAGAGUCUUCUGGAUUCGCCACGCAGAGGCAGCAGUCGAAAGGAACGCAAAAAAACGAGGAACAUUGAAGAUCUGAAGCAGGGGCCAUCCUCUGAUGACCAAACGAGUGGUGCAGAGCGAGCCGUGAGCCAAAGUCGCUCACGGAUCUUCUGUACCAAUCUCGCCUGA
Cladocopium goreaui is the source of this 2967-nucleotide messenger RNA. The record is from the annotation of a GenBank genome assembly. NCBI's taxonomy places the organism in Eukaryota, Dinophyceae, Suessiales, Symbiodiniaceae.